GUUUUAGAAUGUUGAUUUGGAAAAAGAAUAAAAAAGAUGGACGACAUUGUCUACAGGCAGUGCAGAGGAGAAAGAGUGGAAAAAUCGGCAGGACCCAACACGAUAAGCCCCUAGAUGGAAAUUCUCACAAACAAUGAAAAGGAAACGGGCGGUAUCCCCCUUCCCAGCAUCUUCCUCUCUCUCGCUCUUUCGGCCCGCUCCCCGCGGAAAACUAGCCGAACUAGGCCGGCCGCUUGAUUGAGGGUGGAGAUCCCUCUUCUUCGUGGUGGUGAUUUGACCUGUGAUUUAUUUUCAAUAUCGAGUGCAAGCUGUAGUGGAUGAGGAAGCUGUUAAAGGUUCAAGUUGAGCUUGAGUUAUUAAGCCUCCUCGAAAAUUAGUAGCAGGUGGACUUUAUUUGAGUUGAGUUUCAGCACUUUGAGAACAUAAAAUCAACAAGCAAGUACCAUGUUGGAUCCCUGAACCAGAAGGCACAAUGUUUAUCAUUCCUUUGGAACUAAUCAAUUGUCACAUCAAGGAACCAGUCUCAUUCGUCAUGCCUGGUUUUCUCAACAUGUUCCUUGGAUGAUCAUAGCAUAAGCUUUUCAUUGCUCAUUUGCAAAGGAGUGUGACGAGGGACAAGGACACCGCUACUCCCUUCUUUGCAGUAGCCAUGACCACCACCACUGCCAUAUUUUCAUUUGCCUUAGUAUUUUUAAUAGUGAUUCCCAAGCCUGUUUAUUCGCAACCCACAGACAAUUGUUCCUCUAUUCUUCAAGUUCCAUCACAAGAGAGAUGUAACUUUUCCCUUGCUUACUGCUCCUCAGACUCCCUCUUCAACUACUUCACCCUCCAUUUUUGCAGAUUCCAUCAGUCGCUUGCCGUCUCUGUCCCAGUAUUUGCCCUCAUUAUCCUCUUCCACUUCUACUUCCUUAUCCAGACUGCUAGCCUCCACUUUUCCACCACUGUCACCCGCCUUGCCUCAGUCCUCCGGCUCUCACCCUCCAUGGCAGGUGUCACACUCCUCGCCCUUGGCAAUGGUGCACCUGAUGCCUUUGCUAGUGCUGCUGCCCUCCGUGUGGACCGACCUCGUCUUGGACUCGGUGCUGUCCUCAGUGCUGGGGCGUUUGUUUCUGGGUUUGUCUUUGGCAUAGUGGCUCUAUAUGCUGCCCCCUUUGCAGUUCGACCCUCACAGUUCUUCCGAGAUGGAUUCUUUUACUUAAUUGCUACCUCUGGAAUGUUCUAUAUGUACCUCACUGGCUCAGUUUUCCUGUGGCAAGCCAUUGGACUCAUUGGCUUAUACUUGUUGUUUGUUGCUGUCGUUAUCUGGAUGGAUUUGGCAACAGAUGGAGAGGGGAAGGAUGAGGAGAAAGUAAUAAGUUUGGAUAGUCAUGACCAAAAGCAGCACGUUGAACUCCUUGUUCAUGAUAAGGAAUUUGAUGAGUCUAUGAGCAAUGGAUGUAAAGACUCUAAACAUGAUGUUGGAGGUUUCAUUAGAAAAUCUGAGGACAAAGAAAACCUUGAUUGGGCUUUCAUCAAUCUCAGAAAGGUUUCAAGCGUCUGGGAGGUUCCAGUCUCCACCAUCCUGAAGCUUACAAUUCCUUCAACAGUGCCUGCAGAAUGGAGCAGAUUUUACUCUUCUAUGAACAUAGUUCUUUGCCCAAUUGCACUUCUAUACUCGUUGAGCUCUUUCAUCCCUUUUCACCACCCCAUAGUAUUUCUUGUUCCAAAUGUUCACUUUCCUCUUUGGUUAGUUGUCCUUUUUCAAUGCCUUAUACUUGGUACGUUUUACUAUCUUUUAACUGAUGAACCACCAGACAUAGAUCAAAAGUUAUUGCUUCUAAUGAGUUUCGCAAUGAGUGUGCUUUGGAUAUCAUUAGUGGCUGGGGAGCUCUUAAGUUGUUUGUCAGCAGUGGGCAUAAUUCUAAAUCUACCUCCGGCUCUCUUAGGUUUGACAGUAUUAGCGUGGGGUAAUUCAGUUGGAGACCUUGUGGCUGAUGUUGCAGUGGCAAAAGCUGGCCAGCCAGCCAUGGCAAUUGCGGGAUGUUUUGCAGGACCUAUGUUCAACAUGCUUAUUGGUUUUGGUUCAGCACUGGUUUUUGGGGCGGUGCAAAAAUUUCCUGAGGGUUACAAUUUAAUAUUUAAUUCAAAUAUUAUUGUUGCCUUUGUCUUCCUGUUGUUGAGUCUGAUGGGGUCAUUGCUUGUAGUGGCUUGGUUCAGGUUUAGAGUGCCAAGGUUUUGGGGUUUUUGCCUUGUUGGAGCCUAUGCUUUAUUUAUUAUCAUAAGCUUGUUGCUUGCGGAAAUUUCAGAAUAAUUUUGGGGUUUCCUUUUCUCCUGUUUGUUUCUUUAA
Nymphaea colorata (pocket water lily) is the source of this 2326-nucleotide messenger RNA. RefSeq names its product cation/calcium exchanger 5. Gene Ontology annotation, biological process: transmembrane transport; monoatomic cation transport. NCBI's taxonomy places the organism in Eukaryota, Viridiplantae, Streptophyta, Magnoliopsida, Nymphaeales, Nymphaeaceae. The record is from RefSeq and is a predicted model, not a curated record. Bases 650 to 2290 code for a protein of 546 amino acids. Gene Ontology annotation, molecular function: monoatomic cation transmembrane transporter activity. Gene Ontology annotation, cellular component: membrane. The transcript is spliced from 3 exons.